Molecule: messenger RNA, 2315 nt
Organism: Zalophus californianus (California sea lion)
Lineage: Eukaryota; Metazoa; Chordata; Mammalia; Carnivora; Otariidae
Gene: FICD
Product: FIC domain protein adenylyltransferase
Exons: 3
Coding region: 152-1528 (458 amino acids)
Molecular function (GO): protein binding
Source: RefSeq, a predicted model, not a curated record
GGGGCCACAAGGCCGGCGGCGGCGGAGGGCCUGGGAACGGGUGGCAGCAGAGCCUCCAAGUCCCUGGAAGGCGGCGGCAGGGUCGGGCAGCAGCGCGCGAUCCUGCUCUCAGGCAACUGAAUAUGUGCAGGGGACCCACCCCUGAGUCCAGAUGACACUCAUGCUGAUGGCUUCAGUGAUGGCAGUGACUGAACCAAAAUGGGUCUCCGUCUGGGGCCGCUUCCUGUGGGUGAUGCUGCUGAGCAUGGUGUUGGGGUCCCUGCUGGCGCUGCUGCUGCCGCUGGGGGCCUUAGAAGAGCAGUGUCUGACCAUGCUCGAAGGCUUCUACCUGCUCAGGAGCAAGUUGGACAGGGUGCAGCAUGCCGUCACCAAGUGUAGCAGCCCAUCCACAGAGCUCAGUGUCACCUCCAGGGACACGCCACCGCUGGCGGUCAAGACCAAGGCCUCUCCAGCUGGUAAGUUGGAAGCCAAAGCAGCUCUGAACCAAGCCCUGGAGAUGAAACGCCAAGGCAAGCGGGAGAAAGCCCACAAGCUCUUCCUGCACGCCCUCAAAAUGGACCCAGACUUCGUGGAUGCACUCAACGAGUUUGGCAUCUUUUCAGAAGAGGACAGGGACAUCAUCCAGGCGGAUUACUUAUACACCAGAGCGUUGACCAUCUCGCCCUACCAUGAGAAAGCGCUGGUCAACCGGGACCGGACGCUGCCACUGGUCGAGGAGAUCGACCAGAGGUAUUUUAGCAUCCUCGACAGCAAAGUGAAGAAGGUCAUGUCCAUCCCCAAGGGCAACUCCGCGCUGCGCAGAGUCAUGGAGGAAACCUACUACCAUCACAUCUACCACACAGUCGCGAUUGAGGGCAACACCCUCACCCUCUCGGAAAUCAGGCACAUCCUGGAGACUCGCUAUGCCGUGCCAGGCAAGAGCCUGGAGGAGCAGAACGAGGUCAUCGGCAUGCACGCAGCAAUGACAUACAUCAACACGACGCUAGUCUCCCGCAUCGGGUCUGUCACCAUCAGCGAUGUGUUGGAGAUCCAUAGGCGGGUGCUCGGUUACGUGGAUCCAGUGGAAGCUGGCAGGUUUCGGACGACCCAGGUCCUCGUGGGACACCACAUCCCUCCCCAUCCUCAAGAUGUGGAAAAGCAGAUGCAGGAGUUCAUCCAGUGGCUCAACUCCGAGGACGCCAUGAAUCUGCACCCAGUGGAGUUUGCGGCCUUGGCCCAUUAUAAAUUGGUUUACAUCCACCCUUUCAUCGAUGGCAACGGAAGGACCUCGCGCCUGCUGAUGAACCUCAUCCUGAUGCAGGCGGGCUACCCACCCAUCACCAUCCGCAAGGAGCAGAGGUCCGAGUACUACCAUGUACUGGAGGUCGCCAAUGAAGGCGACGUGAGGCCAUUCAUCCGCUUCAUCGCCAAGUGUACGGAGACCACUCUGGACACCCUGCUCUUUGCCACAACAGAGUACCCGGUGGCACUGCCCGAGGCCAAACCCAACCACUCCGGGUUUAAGGAGACACUGCCUGUGAAGCCCUAACCCUGGAAAUCCUCCCUUGGUGACAAGGGAUGUCCCAAGGGGGGGGAAAACCCUUAGCAUUUCUAGAAACCUAGUUGUCUCCUAAAGCAAAUGGAGACAGAAAAGGAACUUAAAACGUUCUUUACCUCCGAAUGUUUUAGUUAAAAAAAAAAAAAAAAAAAAAACCUAAAUUAUUAAGCCUUAUCUCUAAGGUAACUUAUAGUUCAGCCCAAGUUAUUAUUUAUUUUUCUCUUUGGGGCCAGUAAAUGUUGUGUGGCGUCUGUCUGCGCUGGUGUCCCUAAGGAGGGAGGCUUUGGGAGCAUCAAUGCUGUGUGUGUGACCAGAACACAGGUUCUGGAGCAGAAUUUGCACUCAGGUGGGAAGAGGCCAGAAGUGUGAUAGGAGGUCCAAAAGCCAUAGGAGGAACUCCUCCAAAUGUCCUGUGACUUGACCUGAGAGGUCAGUACUCUUGGGGAGAACCUGGUCCCGGUUUUGAGAAAUGACUGAAAGCUUGCUUCUACGAAGAGGUUGGCGUUGUGACUAAUUCUCACUGGUAGACCAGCAAACUUUUGAGAGAUGAAAUAAAAUUAAUGUUGACAACAUUUCUAGUUAGAUACCUUUCUCAUUUCAAGGAAGUCCUUAAGUCAUAGUUAGCUUGCACACUCUAGUGCCAGAGGCUGUUAUGUUCCCUUAUCAAGAAUGUUUUUCUAAUUAAGAGAAUAGGGGAGUGGCCAGCUUGGUUUUCUCUGUGUAUGAAAUGUUUCUCGCACUUCGUUUGCAGCAACUCAGACCAGAUGUUUUAGUCUAC